Molecule: messenger RNA, 925 nt
Organism: Candoia aspera
Lineage: Eukaryota; Metazoa; Chordata; Lepidosauria; Squamata; Candoiidae
Gene: HIGD2A
Product: HIG1 hypoxia inducible domain family member 2A
Exons: 2
Coding region: 87-398 (103 amino acids)
Biological process (GO): mitochondrial respirasome assembly
Cellular component (GO): mitochondrion
Source: RefSeq, a predicted model, not a curated record
CCGCCUUUGGUUGCGGCGGAACAGUCGACGUCGCUAGAGCGAAGCAAGAGGUGACCUUCGUGCUCUGGCGUCCGGCGAGAGCUGCCAUGGCUCAGAGUACUCCGCCGCCGUUUGACCCCCAUCGCCCCCCGGUUAUCGAAGGCUUUACUCCGACUUCUCAUAGGCUCGAUGCCGAACAGUUUGAAAGCAAGUUCGUGCGCAAGUUCCGCGAGAACCCAUUUGUGCCCAUCGGCUGCAUUGGUACAGCAGGAAUUUUGACUUAUGGACUCAUCUGCUUUAUGAGGAAUAAUCCCCAGAAAUCCCAGAUGAUGAUGAGGGCCCGUGUUCUAGCCCAGGGUUUCACUGUUGCGUCCCUGCUAGUGGGUGUAGUCUUUACAAACUUGAAGCCAUCCAAGUGAACAAACUGUUACUGUACAGUAAUAUGAAACUAUUGCCCACUAAUCUGGGUAAGAACAAGCCCGCCUACCUGCCAGCAUACUACAUUUUGGAGAAUGAUAUCUCAGUGCUACUUAGGAAGUGACUAUCUGGUGUCAAGGAGGUCCAAUUUUUGUUUGAUAAUAUUGUUAAUAUAUUCCAGUGAUUCAAAUUUGCCACUGGUAUAUGACAUUUUUUGUCUACUGUAGCCAUGUUUUAAGCCUAUUUUUCUGAUAAAGCCAGUAAGAUUAUCUGCGUAAGUGAAGCAGAUUGGAAAGAUUGCCUUUAUUAUCUCUUGGGCAGUUGUGUGGUUAAAAAUGCAUUGAGGACAACACAUUUAUUAUGGGGAUUGGGAGUGAUGAGCCGAAUACGUUGAGUGUUAAAGAAUCUUAAAGUUUCUAUUUUUGGUGUUAUUUUUUUUUCUGAAAUUUUGUCACUGUCAAGUGUGGAUAGAAAUCAGGAGGAGUCUGACUGUGAUGUAUUAAAAACCAUUGUGUUUGUUAAGACCUUC